Rotaria sordida is the source of this 6111-nucleotide messenger RNA. NCBI's taxonomy places the organism in Eukaryota, Metazoa, Rotifera, Eurotatoria, Philodinida, Philodinidae. The record is from the annotation of a GenBank genome assembly.
CUCUCUCUCAGGGAUAUGCCGAAAAAUAAAUUCAACAAAGUUCUCAUUUUUAUUUCUUACGUGGCUGCAAUUUUGAUUUUUCUGGCUUUUAAACAGUUUAUGUUUAUGUUUUCAUUUUUAAACUCAUAAUUUUCCGAUAUUUAUUUUUUCGAAUAUCCUUCUGGAGAGCCAGGGCCGAAUUUUUGGAAAAAAAUGAAAUUUGAUAGCGCAGUUUCAACUACAUAUAGACCAACUCGACUUUUAAUGCGGAUUUCAAACAUAUGGUUUUUUCAAAUAUGAAUUCGACCAGUUUGAGUGAAAAUGAAUGAAAAAUGAGAAAAAAAAUCAAAUUUCUGGCGUCCAACAGGGCUGUGCCUUUGAGUUGACUAUCUUCCCCACAAAUUAAAAUCAAUGUAAUAGCAUAGUUUUGUAGAGCUUCAAAAGAGCUAUCGACUAGUACCUUAUUCAAGUAGGUUCUGUGUUUCUUUAGUACCUUAACACAGGAUUUUCUUAUGAAUGCUCAUAAAAUGUUACCUAGUCAUGUACAAGGCCAUCUCAAGAAAACGAUGAAAGAAAAAUAUUUUAUCACACUAUUUGUUACGGGCUACCUCACAAUAUCAUAUUUUGUUAUUCUCUAUUGUUAUUUUCUUUUUCUUUUUCUCUCUUCUUUUCCACUAUUCAUAUAUAUAUAUUGUUUCCCUGGAUAGUCAUGGUGAUAUAUAUGUAUAUAUAAGGGCAUGAUAUAGGUUAUAUGAAUGCACUUAUUUUUCCCUUUGAAAUAAAGAUUCAACAUCAAGGACAUUCUAUAUACAUAUCUAUUCUCUUUUUGGAAAUGACCCCUAAUAUUGGUGCCGUGACCGACUGUUUUAUUAUUUAUUAAUAAUAAAACACGAACCAACACAUAAAUCUUUCAUAUACCAUCGGAAUUUAAAAAAAAAAAAAAAUAAAUAUAUAUACAUAUCGGUAAGUGAUUACAUUUUUUUUAUUUAUUUAAUAUAGAGGUAGCUCCAUUGGAAGCUGCCUGGAAAACCUCGAUUGAAUUAAAGAGAUAGUUCCAUUGGGAAUUGUCUGAGAGAAAAAAAGAAGAGAACCACUCGAUCAUUAUUAUACAUACAACGUUAUCAAUUAAAUUCCACAUUAUAUUAUCAUAAUUUUAUUAUUGUUAUUAAAAUAACGGCUUAUAAUCUUCGAAGUGCUGGUAACGAUCCAGAAUUUACUGGUGAUUUAUUAACAAAAACAUCUGAACGUACAGUAAAAAGAUUAACUCUGGACUCAUUAAAUAAUACUACCGAACAAAUUCAAACAAUGUCUCACACUGCACAAGAUUCAGCGAUGAUGAUAUGUUAUCGUGAAUGUUUAUCAAAUCUGGACAAAUUCAAUGGUGGUGAAGAUCAAAAAGUUUCACAAUAUAUUAAUAAUAUUGAAAGGAUUGGAAGAAUGAUUAAUGCAAAUGAUGAUAUUUUACAUUGUAUGUGUACAGCAAAAUUAGAUGGGGAAGUGAAACGCUGGUAUGAAGACAAUAUGACAUUAACCAAAUGGGAAAAUUUAAAACCAGCAUUAUUAGAAAGAUUUACAACAUCGGAUUCAACAUCGAAAAUAUUUGAACAAUUGAAAGAACGAAAACAAAAAUCAGAUGAAACAAUUACAUCGUAUUAUGAUGCUGUCAUCAAAUUAUGUCGUGAGUAUGAUUCAUCCAUGUCACAAAAAAUGAUGAUAUCGUGGUUACAAAAUGGAAUUAAAGAUUCAUUGAAGACUCAAAUUAAACGACAAAUGAAAUUGUUACCUGAAUCAGCACGAACAAUUCAAGCAUUCUUAAAAAUUGCUAAAGAUGAACAAGAAUUACAAGAAGAAGAUUCUUCUGAACUCCAAGCAACACAAUCUUAUUUACCAUACAUUACGAAUACCGUAUCAACAACAGCACAACAAACACGAAGCAACUCCGAAAGGAUACCAACAUUAACAUACUCACCAUCACGACACACAACAUAUAAACAAUAUGCUCCAUCAUCCAACCCUUUAGAUUCAUUAAAGUCACAACAAAAAAAUUACAGUUCAACUUCCCGACCAUCACCUAUUUUACAUAAACGGGAAUCACAUUAUUCAUCAAUUAAUAAUUCAUCACGACGUCAAGACGUAAAUGUUAAACCUUAUUCACCUACACAACAUGAUUCUCAACGACGACCGUGUGGUGUAUGCCAACGCAUUAAUCAUCGAACAAUUGAUUGUUAUUACAAGAAAUUAUAUGGAUCUGGAACCCGUGAUGGUGGUCACUCCAGUAGUAAAGAAAAUCCAUCAACAACAAAUUAUACAUCAUCAACUCCUAUUCAUAUAAAAGUUCAAGUAAAUAAUAAACAACAUCAAGCUAUUGUCGAUACUGGAUCUGCAGUCACCAUUAUUAAUCAACAAUUAUUAAAAACAAUUUAUCAUAAGGAAUUUACUUACAAGAAGAAAUUACACAAAUCAGCCAAUUGUUCAUCGAUUAAUAUUAUUGGUGAAAUUCAACUUGAAAUUAAAAUACAAGGACAUAAAACAUUAAUUUUAGCAGAUGUUGCAACUAAUCUUAUUACUGAUUUAUUACUUGGAAAUGAUUGGAUUACAGCAAACAAUGUUAUUAUCGAUUCACCACAACAAUGCAUUUAUCUCACUGACAACAAACGAAACAUUCUAGCAACAGCAACAUUCGUUAAACCGGCACACCUUCAAUUACCAGUACUAUUAACCGAUGAAAUUACUCUUCCACCGCACUCCGAAAAAUGCGUUAACAUCAAAGUAUUAUCACCAACAAUGAACAUAACCGAAGCUUUAUUUGAACCAGCAGCAUAUUUAUAUUCGAAACAAAUGUUACUUACGAAUGCAUUAAUUAAGUUAGAAGACAACAGAAGUCAAGUUAUGAUUUUGAAUGCAAAUGAUCGUCAAAAGACUUUAUCGAAGAAUACAUCAUUAGGAUAUAUUACAUAUCAAUCCAAAGCCAAUAACUAUCUUAUUUUACCAGUAUUAACAAAAAAUAAAACUGAUCGAUCAACACCUAUAACAUCGAAUUUUUACAGAAGGAACAACUCUUUUGUGAGUCGUUCCUGGAUUCCUUCAAUGAAUAAUAAGAGGAAAGUUCAAUCUACGAACUUUACCUGUCAAAUGAACAACAAUACCGAUCCUGAACAUCAAUGUUAUGUAUGUCAAGAACAAUUUUUAUCACGGAAUGAUUUACAACAGCAUUUAUGUCGGAAAUGCUAUCCACCAGAAAUGCGAGAACAAAUUGGAAAACUAACUCAACACAUCGAAAACGACAAACAACAACAACAAUUACAGCAACUUUUAUGGAAACAUGGUAAAUUAUUUGAUAUUCGUCAACCGUCCAUCAUCAAAGCUACAGUACAUCACGCUAUUGAAACUGGCACUCAUCCACCAACUUAUACUCCACCAUAUCGUGUUUCUUACAAGGAUGAACAAAUACAGAGAGAAGAAAUUGAUAAAUUACUCAAACAAGGAAUAAUCGAAGAAUCUACAUCACCAUGGUCAUCACCUAUAGUAUUGGUGAGGAAAAAAGAUGGUUCUGUUCGAUUCUGUAUUGAUUUUAGGAAAUUAAACAAUAUUACAACCAAAGAUGCAUUUCCUAUGCCUCGAAUCGAUGAUAUCUUUGAUCAUUUAUCACAUGCUGAAUAUUAUACAACCAUUGACUUUAAAUCUGGUUAUUUUCAAGUGGGACUUGACCCGCAAGAUCGUCCAAAAACGGCUUUCUCAACUCGAGAUCAACAUUAUCAAUUUACAGUAUUACCUCAAGGUGUUACAAAUGGCCCACCAGCAUUUCAACGCAUCGUCAGUCAAAUACUUGGACCUACAAGAUGGCAACAUUCAUUAGCUUAUCUUGAUGAUGUUAUAAUAUAUUCACCAACAUUUGAUCAACACCUUAUUCAUCUCGAUGAUGUUCUUAAUCGAUUAAACAAUGCAAAUUUCCGCCUCAAUGUAAAUAAAUGUCAAAUAGCAAAAACAGCAAUUGAUUUUCUUGGUCAUCACAUCGAACAUAGUAAUGUUAGACCAAAUGCAGACAACAUUCGUGCAUUAAUAGAAACUCAACAGCCAACAACAGCGAAAGAAGCUUUUCGAUUUGUUAAAGCUGCUGAAUAUUAUCGUAAAUUUAUACCAGGAUUUUCUACUAUUGCACAACCUUUAUAUAAAUACGCACCUACUACAAAAGAACAACGAUCACAAAAAUCACAAUCUACUCUCAUUAAUUUAUCAGAUGAUGAAAUACAUGCAUUUGAUGAAUUAAAACGAAUAUUAACGCAUGACUUAGUAUUACGUAUUCCAGAUCAAAAUUUAUCAUUCAAGAUACAAACCGAUGCAUCAAAGAUUGGAAUUGGAGCUGUUCUUAUGCAGACUCAUCCAAAUGGAGAUUUACCAAUUGCAUAUUUAUCGAAGAAACUUACAACAACACAAAUGAACUGGCCUGCAACAGAACAAGAAUGCUAUGCUAUUAUAUUUGCAAUUGAAAAAUGGCACAAAUAUUUAGAUGGACGUUCAUUUAUAAUUGAAACGGAUCAUAAACCAUUAUUACCAUUUAAUACGAAAAAACAAUUAAAUUCGAAAUGUGAACGAUGGCGUUUGAAAUUACAACAAUAUCAAUUUACUAUACGAUAUAUUAAAGGAAAACAUAAUACAGUAGCAGAUUAUUUAUCUCGUUCACCUGUAGACAAUGCAACAAAUGAUGAAGACGAUUAUACUCCAACGACAUCCAGAGCAACACAAACUGAUAAUCAUAUGCAGACACAAAUUAUUGCACCUAUUAUGACUCGUAGACAAGCAAGACAACAGCUUAAUGAGAGGACUGAUCAUCACGUACCAGAUCAGACCUGUAAUGGAAAUCGACAAGAGAGGAAUGUCGACAUAUCAAUCGACCAUUCCUGUAUUCCAAAAGCCGAGCAACUACCAACAUCUAUCCACAACACCGACUCUGAUAGAAUAAUACCAUUUACAUUGGAACAAAUAAAAGAAUUACAACAUCAAGAUGAUGAAAUUAACAACAUCAUUCACAACAUCAAGAACUACAAAGAAUAUUUUGUUAAAAAUAAUCUGUUAAUGAAGAAAAGAUUCUCACCAGUCCCCGUUAUACCUAAGGGACGAAUCCGUUUAGACAUAAUUAAAAUUUAUCAUGAUACACCUGCAAAUGGUGCACACUUUGGUCGGAAUAAAACCAUCCAAAAAAUUCAACAGCGUUACUUUUGGCCAAAUAUGGUUUCUGAUAUUCGUAAUUACGUCCAAUCAUGUCUACCUUGUUUAAAAAACAAUCCACUACGACAGAAACCACCAGGUGCUUUAAAACCGAUAAAACCUCCAGAAGGAGUAUGGCAAUUACUUACAAUGGACUUCCAUGGACCGAUUACACCAACAACAAAAAAUGGGAAAAAAUAUAUUAUUUUAUUAACUGAUGUAUUAUCCAAAUUUGUAAUUACAAAAGCAGUACGUGAUUGUACUGCAUUAACUGCAGCACGAUUUCUAACUGAAGAUGUUAUUCUUAAAUAUGGAACUCCAAAAUGUAUUCUUACGGACAAUGGUACACAUUUUACUGCUGACAUGAUGACUGAAUUGUUCAAGAAGAUAGGAAUUACACACUUAUAUUCAACACCCUAUCAUCCGAUGACCAAUGGACAAAUCGAAAGAUUCAAUGCAACGAUGGAUUCGAAAAUAGCAACAUUAUCAAAUGAAAAACGUACUAACUGGGAUGAACAAUUACAAUUCGUUACAUUCAACUAUAAUACCAGCAUCCAUGCAACAACUGGACAAAUUCCAUUUGAAUUAAUGCAUGGACGUUCACCGAUUCUACCCUUUGAUCAACAACAACCAUUAGUUACACUCUCCCAAGAUCCAGAUCAUAAAUCGAAAUUAAAUCAUCAUUUAUCAACUUUAACGGAACAAGCGAGAACGAAUAUACUGAAACGACAAGAGAAAUAUAAAGAACGAUAUGAUCAACAUCGCACAAAUCCACAUUACAAAGUCGGUGAUCUUGUCUUAAUUAAGAUAUUAUCUAUGCGUAAUAAAUUCGACGCACGAUAUGAAGGACCAUUCAGGAUAACACGACAACUUAGCACGAAAACAUUUAUCGUUCAACAUGUGAAGACACCAACAUUAGUGAAACAA